AGGGCCGGCGGGCGGGCAGGGGAGGAGGAGGAGGAGGCGGGCGCCGUGUCGCACGCAGCUCCAGGCGGGGCAGCCCGGGUGGCUGAGGGACGCGGCCAGACCUUGGCGGGACGGGGUUUCGCAGGGCCCGGACCCAGCGAGUAAGGCAGACACGCCGGCCGAGCCUUUGGGGCACCAGGGAGAUGCGGGUUUGCCUGCAAUGAGAUUUCACUUUCUACACUUAAAGGACAUCCUUUCUGAGCUGCUGUGAAUAAAUUUGGAAUGAUAACUAUAUAUUUUCAACUAAUGGAGAAUUAACUGUGUCUUGAACAAGGAUUGCUGCACUGGACAACUUCAGAACAUUACUCACAAUGUCAUCAAACAGAAGUCAGAAUCCCCAUGGACUGAAGCAGAUUGGCCUUGAUCAGAUCUGGGACGACCUCAGAGCUGGAAUCCAGCAAGUGUACACCAGACAAAGUAUGGCAAAGUCCAGAUACAUGGAACUCUACACUCAUGUUUAUAACUACUGUACUAGUGUACACCAGUCCAACCAAGCACGGGGGGCUGGAGUCCCUUCUUCCAAGUCGAAAAAGGGGCAGACACCUGGAGGAGCUCAGUUUGUUGGCUUGGAAUUGUAUAAAAGACUUAAGGAAUUUUUGAAGAAUUACUUGACAAAUCUUCUUAAGGAUGGAGAAGACUUGAUGGAUGAGAGUGUACUGAAGUUCUACACUCAGCAGUGGGAAGAUUACCGAUUCUCUAGCAAAGUGCUGAAUGGAAUCUGUGCCUACCUCAAUAGACAUUGGGUUCGCCGUGAAUGUGAUGAAGGACGAAAAGGAAUAUAUGAAAUCUAUUCACUUGCAUUGGUGACUUGGAGAGAUUGUCUGUUCAGGCCUUUGAAUAAACAGGUAACAAAUGCUGUUUUAAAACUGAUUGAAAAGGAAAGAAAUGGUGAAACCAUCAAUACAAGACUGAUUAGUGGAGUUGUACAAUCUUAUGUGGAAUUGGGGCUGAAUGAAGAUGAUGCAUUUGCAAAGGGCCCUACGUUAACAGUGUAUAAAGAAUCCUUUGAAUCUCAAUUUUUGGCUGACACAGAGAGAUUUUAUACCAGAGAGAGUACUGAAUUCUUGCAGCAGAACCCAGUUACUGAAUAUAUGAAAAAGGCAGAGGCUCGUCUGCUUGAGGAACAGCGAAGAGUUCAGGUUUAUCUUCAUGAAAGCACACAAGAUGAACUUGCAAGAAAAUGUGAACAGGUCCUUAUCGAAAAACAUUUGGAAAUUUUCCACACAGAGUUCCAGAACUUGUUGGAUGCUGACAAGAAUGAAGAUUUGGGCCGCAUGUAUAACCUUGUAUCUAGAAUCCAGGAUGGCCUUGGAGAACUGAAAAAACUUCUGGAGACGCACAUUCAUAAUCAGGGUCUUGCCGCAAUCGAGAAGUGUGGAGAAGCUGCUUUAAAUGAUCCCAAAAUGUAUGUGCAGACGGUGCUGGACGUUCAUAAGAAGUACAACGCUCUGGUGAUGUCAGCCUUCAAUAACGACGCUGGCUUUGUGGCUGCACUCGACAAGGCUUGUGGUCGCUUCAUAAACAACAACGCGGUUACCAAAAUGGCUCAGUCAUCCAGUAAAUCCCCAGAGUUGCUCGCCCGGUACUGUGACUCUUUACUGAAGAAAAGUUCCAAAAACCCAGAAGAGGCAGAACUAGAAGACACGCUCAAUCAAGUGAUGGUUGUCUUCAAGUACAUAGAGGACAAAGAUGUGUUUCAGAAGUUCUAUGCAAAGAUGCUGGCCAAGAGACUUGUACAUCAGAAUAGUGCAAGUGAUGAUGCUGAAGCAAGCAUGAUCUCCAAGUUAAAGCAAGCUUGUGGUUUUGAGUAUACCUCCAAACUUCAGCGCAUGUUUCAAGAUAUUGGUGUAAGCAAAGAUUUGAAUGAACAGUUCAAAAAGCACCUGACGAAUUCAGAACCACUGGACUUGGAUUUCAGUAUUCAAGUCCUGAGUUCUGGAUCGUGGCCCUUCCAGCAGUCCUGCACAUUCGCCUUGCCAUCUGAGUUGGAGCGCAGUUAUCAGAGAUUCACGGCUUUCUAUGCCAGCCGCCACAGUGGCAGAAAAUUGACAUGGUUGUACCAGUUAUCCAAAGGAGAAUUGGUGACGAACUGCUUCAAAAACAGAUACACUUUGCAGGCAUCCACAUUCCAGAUGGCAAUCUUGCUUCAAUACAACACAGAAGAUGUCUACACCGUGCAGCAGCUGACGGAUAGCACUCAAAUUAAAAUGGACAUUUUGGCACAAGUCCUACAGAUUUUACUGAAGUCGAAGUUAUUGGUCUUAGAAGAUGAAAAUGCAAAUGUUGAUGAGGUGGAAUUGAAGCCGGAUACCUUAAUAAAGCUGUAUCUUGGUUAUAAAAAUAAGAAAUUAAGGGUUAACAUCAACGUGCCAAUGAAAACUGAACAGAAGCAGGAACAAGAAACAACACAUAAAAAUAUCGAGGAAGACCGCAAGCUCCUGAUUCAGGCGGCCAUUGUGAGAAUCAUGAAAAUGAGGAAGGUCCUGAAACACCAGCAGUUACUUGGCGAAGUCCUCACUCAGCUGUCCUCCAGGUUCAAACCUCGGGUCCCAGUGAUUAAGAAAUGCAUUGACAUUCUGAUUGAGAAAGAGUAUUUGGAGCGAGUUGAUGGUGAAAAGGACACCUACAGUUACUUGGCUUAACCCUUCCAGAGGUGUCUGUGGGACCUGCAGCAAAUAGUUCCAAUGGAGAGGACGAAAACGGCUCAAGUUCAUAGCAGACAGCCUGCCGCCAUUUGGACCUCCCUUUUUAAAACUGAGACCGCAGCUCCCAUCAAGCAAGCUGCUCUCAGACUUUCAGCAGAACUGCUCAGGACUGAUAACAUUUCAAGUCUGUAAAUAUGGACACCAACGCCAUUUAAGCUAAUUUAAGAACCGAGGGGAACUGAACCUUCCAUGCUGAGGGCUGCAUGCUACUGCAUUUAAAUCAAUACAUUGGCUACCUGGUUACCGCUGUCGGCCGAGGCAGCACCUGUAAUGUUGGCAGCACUUUGAGAGCAAGUCUGAAUGGACCCACGUGUAAUCUGCUAUGGAAACCCAUUUGUAUAGUGUGUUUCAUUUUUUAAUGUGUGAAAUAAAGAAAAUUAAAGGAUUUCUGUACAAGUUGCAUUUGGUUUUGUUUUAGGUUUUACUAAUUUCUAUAUGUAAAUAAAAGAUUUAAUGAUUGUGCAAAU
Castor canadensis (American beaver) is the source of this 3211-nucleotide messenger RNA. It is a transcript of the gene Cul1, whose product is annotated as cullin 1. The record is from RefSeq and is a predicted model, not a curated record. Gene Ontology annotation, cellular component: cullin-RING ubiquitin ligase complex. NCBI's taxonomy places the organism in Eukaryota, Metazoa, Chordata, Mammalia, Rodentia, Castoridae. Gene Ontology annotation, molecular function: ubiquitin protein ligase binding. Gene Ontology annotation, biological process: ubiquitin-dependent protein catabolic process.